AUGGAAACUGAACUCCGAACAGAUUCCACUGAUUACAGGACUGAGCUUCUGUCCCCAACAAUAGCUGCAGAGAAUGUGUCCAUGGCCAGGCAACCUUCAUGGAGGAUCAACAUGGAUGAACAUAGGUUACCAGAAAGGCAAAUGGAGUCUCAUUUUGGCUUUGGAUUCUUCAUAAGGACACUAAAGAAACAAAGGAAACUAGGUGAGUAUUACAAGAGGCAGGAGAGGCUUCUUAAAGGGUAUCAAGAAGUGGACUCAUACACUGAUUUGGGCAUGUUACCAGGAAAUUUAACAGAGGAUGAGAUGAAGGAACUUGAAAGGAGUGAGAGGGUGGCAAUCUAUGCAUCUAACAAAGGGAACAUGGUGUUGUUUGUAGCAAAAGUAUAUGCUUCCAUUGAGAGUAGAUCUCUGGCUGUUAUUGCAUCAACUCUAGACUCACUCUUGGAUCUCUUGUCAGGAUUUAUACUUUGGUUCACUUCUUAUGCUAUGAGAAGACCAAAUCAUCACCAAUACCCCAUUGGCAAGAACAGGAUGCAACCUGUGGGUAUAGUUGUGUUCGCAUCAGUUAUGGCAACUCUCGGAUUGCAAAUAUUGUUUGAAUCGGCAAGAGAAAUAAUCACAAAGGCUCAACCUGAGAGAGAUCCAGUGAAAGAAAAGUGGAUGAUAGGGAUAAUGGUGGCAGCCACCUUGGUAAAAGUAGCACUAAUGACUUAUUGUCGCAGGUUCAAGAAUGAAAUAGUGAGGGCCUAUGCUCAGGACCAUUUCUUUGAUGUCAUUACAAACUCCAUUGGUCUAGCCACUGCAGUUCUGUCCAUCAAAUUCUACUGGUGGCUUGACCCUGUUGGAGCCAUCCUGAUAGCUUUAUAUACAAUCAGUAACUGGGCAAAAACAGUGAUGGAGAAUGUGUGGUCAUUGAUUGGCAAAACAGCUCCACCAGAAUUCCUUGCAAAGCUAACAUAUCUUUGUUGGAACCAUAACAAGGAGAUCAAGCACAUAGACACUGUGAGGGCCUACACGUUUGGAUCCAAUUACUUUGUGGAGGUAGACAUUGUGGUGUCAGAAGAAAUGUCACUUGCUCAAGCGCACGACAUUGGAGAGACACUUCAAGAUAAGCUUGAAAAACUCCCCGAAAUUGAGAGAGCCUUCGUCCACACUGACUUCAACAUAACUCAUAAACUCGAGCACAAGCCCAAGGUGGUGUAG
Molecule: messenger RNA, 1203 nt
Organism: Sphenostylis stenocarpa
Lineage: Eukaryota; Viridiplantae; Streptophyta; Magnoliopsida; Fabales; Fabaceae
Source: the annotation of a GenBank genome assembly